AUGGCUCCAUCAAGAGUUCCUCAAAAGCGAAUUUUAGGUGAAUCAAAGAAUGUUCAACAAAGCCAUAUACCCUCAUCCCCUCCAUCUGCGGCGAAAAAACGAAAGCUAGAACCAGUUGCCUCAUCACCCGCAGCAGCUAGGUUCAAGAGUUCGCAGAAUGGUCCAAAGGGAAAGCUGGCUUCUAGCCAGCCUAGUCAUUUCGAAUCGGAAGUAUUGGAAAAGAUGACACAAGAUAUGGAGAAUUUGAAGAGGAAUAAUUCGGAAAAAGAUCAAGAAUGGGCAAGGCCGAGACUGACAGACUUCAAUCCGGAGGUGGAUAAUUUGGCAUUUCAACAGAUUGAAUGUGAGGAGGGUACUUAUGAUCAUGGAAAAGCGACUGUGAAGCUAUUUGGUGUUACUGAGACUGGUCACUCAGUUAUGCUACAUGUUAAAGACUUCCUACAUUACCUUUACGUCGCCGCUCCUGUCAGUUUUACACAUCAAGAUUGUGAACAAUACAAAAUAUACCUUGAUUCGCAAGUAGGAAUGCAUGCGCCUGCCAUUCAUUCAGUAUUGAUCGUUUUACGGGAGAAUUUAUAUGGAUUCACGGGAAACAAACAACACGCAUAUAUCAAGAUUACAGUUACAGAUCCUAAAUGUAUCAACAAAGUUAGGACAACUAUCGAGGAAGGUCGAGCAAACUGGAAAGGAAUGUGGAAGAAUGAUGGAACUGGAAUUUUGACAUUUGAUAGUCUUCAAUAUGUGUUACGAUUUAUGGUUGAUGUCAAGAUUCAUGGUAUGUCUUGGGUUGAAGUGGAAGCAAAGAAAUACGAAAUAGUCCCUGAACAUAAUAGACAGUCAAACUGUCAAAUCGAAGCCGCCGUGACCUACCGAGAUCUAAUUGCGCAUAAACCAGAAGGAGAAUGGGCGAAAAUGGCACCUCUACGUAUCUUAUCUUUUGACAUUGAAUGUGCUGGUCGCAAGGGUGUCUUUCCAGAAGCAAAUCAAGAUCCUGUUAUUCAAAUCGCUAAUAUCGUUACUCGAUACGGAGAGAAGAAACCAUUCGUACGAAACGUUUUUUGUCUCGAUACUACGAGUUUGAUCGUCAAUACCCAAAUUUUUGAAUUCGAAAAGGAAGAGAAGAUGUUAUCUAAAUGGAGAGAUUUUCUUGAAGAGGUGGAUCCAGAUAUCAUUAUUGGUUACAAUAUUGCCAAUUUCGAUUUCCCAUAUCUUCUUGAUCGAGCCGACCAUCUAAAGAUCAAAAAUUUCAGUCAAUGGACUCGAUUAAAGUCUAUCAACUCCCAAGCUAAAACCUCAAACUUCUCCAGCAAGCAAAUGGGCAAUCGGGACACGAAGGCUACCAAUACUAAUGGACGACUUCAACUGGAUUUGUUACAACUCGUUCAGAGAGAUCAUCAACUUCGAAGUUACACACUCAAUUCCGUUUGUGCUCAAUUCUUAGGUGAACAAAAAGAGGAUGUUCAUUAUACCAUGAUUACGGAAUUGUUCAACGGAACACCUGAAUCCAGAAGAAGAUUAGCAGUUUAUUGCCUCAAGGAUGCUUUUCUACCUCAACGUCUAAUGGAUAAGCUUUCUUGUUUGGAAAAUUAUACGGAAAUGGCUAGAGUCACAGGUGUUCCUUUUAAUUUUCUUUUAUCCCGUGGCCAACAAGUCAAAUUUAUCAGCCAAUUGUUCCGAAAAGCUUUGGAACAGAAAUUGGUUAUUCCUAAUCUUUCAUCCACCUCAUCUGAGGAACAGUACGAAGGAGCCACAGUAAUUGAACCUACUAGGGGAUAUUACAGUGUCCCAAUUGCAACUUUGGAUUUUGCUUCUCUAUAUCCAAGUAUCAUUCAAGCACAUAAUCUUUGUUAUACUACAUUACUCAAGAAAGAUGUCGUGGAAGCUCUCAGUCUGAAGAAAGAUGAAGAUUAUAUCAUCACACCAAAUGGAGAUAUGUUCGUCACUACCAAGCAACGAAAAGGUCUUCUUGCGCAAAUUUUGGAGGAACUGUUAACAGCAAGAAAACAAGCCAAGAGAGAACUCGCUGUUGAAACCGAUCCUUUCAAAAAAGCUGUAUUGAACGGUCGACAACUUGCACUGAAGGUUAGCGCGAACAGUGUUUAUGGUUUAACUGGUGCCACUGUUGGAAAGGUGCCUUGUUUACCAAUUGCCAGUAGUACCACAAGUUAUGGUCGUCAAAUGAUUGAAAAAGCAAAAGCAGAAGUUGAGGCAAAAUAUACCAUCGCAAAUGGAUAUUCUCAUGAUGCUCAAGUCAUUUAUGGUGAUACUGAUUCAGUCAUGGUAAAAUUCGGUGUGAAGGAAUUAGCAGAAGCAAUGAAAUUAGGAGAAGAAGCUGCAAAAUACGUUUCCUCGAAGUUUGUCAAGCCGAUUAAAUUGGAGUUUGAAAAGAUUUAUUACCCAUAUCUUCUCAUUAACAAAAAGAGAUAUGCUGGUCUUUAUUGGACAAAUCCUGAUAAGUAUGAUAAGAUGGAUACGAAGGGUAUUGAAACAGUUCGUCGUGAUAAUUGUCGAUUGGUUCAAAAUGUCAUUGAGACAGUAUUGAGAAUGAUCUUGAUCGAUCAAGAUGUUCAAGGAGCUCAAGACUACGUGAAAGAUACCAUCUCCGACCUUCUUCAAAACAAGAUUGACUUGUCCAAACUUGUCAUUACCAAAGCCCUCGCAAAAGCCGAUUACACCGCCAAACAAGCCCACGUUGAACUUGCCGAACGUAUGAAGAAACGAGAUGCAGGAUCAGCACCCACACUAGGUGAUCGAGUUGCCUAUGUUAUCAUCAAAGGUUCUGCGGGAGCGAAGAAUUUCGAGAGAUCCGAAGAUCCUAUUUUCGUUCUGGAAAACAAUGUCCCUAUCGAUACAAAAUAUUACCUCGAUAACCAACUCGCCAAACCCCUAGGUAGAAUCUUCGAACCUAUCCUCGGCGAGACAAAAGCAAAUUCCCUUCUAGCAGGAGCUCAUACUCGUUCCAUCUCCGUCGCAGCUCCCUCUAUCGGUGGGCUUAUGAAAUUCGCCAAGAAAACAUCAACAUGCAUGUCAUGCAAAAAACCUCUAGUGAAUCCUCACGAGAAAGAUGGUGCAGUGUGUACGGAUUGCGCUCCUAGGAUUGGUGAAAUGUAUGAGAAACAACUCAACAAGGUAUCGGAUUUAGAAGUCAGGUUUGGAAGACUAUGGACACAAUGUCAGAGGUGUCAGGGAAGUAUGCAUUGUGAGGUUAUUUGUAGUAGUAAGGAUUGUCCGAUUUUCUACAUGAGAAUGAAGGCAAAGAAGGAUGUAGAGGAUGCAGGGAAGGAAUUGGAAAGGUUUGAUUUUGAUGAAUCGGCUUGGUGA
Molecule: messenger RNA, 3321 nt
Organism: Sclerotinia borealis F-4128
Lineage: Eukaryota; Fungi; Ascomycota; Leotiomycetes; Helotiales; Sclerotiniaceae
Source: the annotation of a GenBank genome assembly